This is a messenger RNA of Callorhinchus milii (elephant shark), 2650 nucleotides long. It is a transcript of the gene pgm3, whose product is annotated as phosphoglucomutase 3. The record is from RefSeq and is a predicted model, not a curated record. Lineage: Eukaryota; Metazoa; Chordata; Chondrichthyes; Chimaeriformes; Callorhinchidae. The transcript has 13 exons. Gene Ontology annotation, molecular function: phosphoacetylglucosamine mutase activity; magnesium ion binding. Gene Ontology annotation, biological process: UDP-N-acetylglucosamine biosynthetic process; hemopoiesis; carbohydrate metabolic process. The coding region runs from base 385 to 2013 and encodes 542 amino acids.
GGGUGUGUGUGUGGGCCCAGUGGCUGGUGCUGUGGGUGGGUGUGUGCUUCCGCCGGUCCCAGUGAGUCCCGGUCACGUCAGUUGGGGCGCGGCUGAGCUGCAGCGAUGAGUUGGCACUUCAUUCAGUCUCGGACGUCGCCGGAGGUGUCGCAGUCGGUGCUCGGGAUUACCGUUCACGUUUAAAUGUGUAUUAGGCGAAGUCUCCGACACGUUCCUGAGGCGGGGAAUGUGGGGUUAAACCGACGGCAAUGAGAAUCGGAUCCGACAGCGGCAGCAACUGGCACUCAUCGCACCUUCCACGCGGGGUAUAGAGAGCCUCAGAGAGCGCUGUGAACAGCGAUCGAAGCCAAACCGCGGAAAAGGGGAAUAAGGCGAACCGUAGAAAUGGCUUGCUUUGAAGAAGUUGUGAAGGUAUCCGGGAAACACCCAAAGCCUCUGGGGCUGGUUCUUCAGUAUGGAACAGCGGGAUUCCGUGAAAAGGCUGAACAGCUGGAUCAUGUCAUGUUCCGCAUGGGAUUGCUGGCCGUCCUGAGGUCGAAGUUAUCCAAAUGUAGCAUUGGUGUAGUGGUCACGGCCUCGCACAACCCUGAGAUGGACAAUGGGGUGAAGCUGGUUGACCCUCUGGGUGAGAUGCUUGCCCCUGCCUGGGAAGAGUACGCCACACUGUUAGCAAACGCAGAAGAACAGCAUCUGAAGACUAUUCUGACCAAUGUUGUCGAGAAGGAGUCGAUCAACAUGCAGGAGGCGGCUCACGUGAUUCUUGGCAGAGACACACGGCCUAGCAGCCUCAAGCUUUCCCAGGCUGUUAUUGAUGGUAUCAGUGUCCUAGGAGGAAGCCACCAAGAUUAUGGCCUUGUCACCACCCCUCAGUUGCACUACAUGGUUUGCUGUUGGAACACCCAGGAGCAGUAUGGGACUGCAACAGUUGAAGGAUAUUACAAGAAACUAUCUCAAGCUUUUAUUGCACUGACAGCUAAGGCUUGCUGCAGCCCUGAACAACUGAAUGUGGACGGGGCUAAUGGUAUUGGAGCCUUGAAACUUCAGGAAAUGGAGCCAUAUCUGCAGAAGAAGCUUAUAUUGAAGCUGUACAACAAUGGUACCAGUGGCAAACUCAACCACCUCUGUGGGGCAGAUUAUGUGAAGGUCGGGCAGAAGCCACCUCAAGGUUUGGACAUGAAGGUUAACGAGCGGAGCUGUUCAUUUGACGGAGACGGGGACCGAAUUGUGUACUAUUACGCCGACAAAGCUGGGCAAUUCCAUUUACUUGACGGAGACAAGAUAGCAACUUUAAUUACCACCUUUCUGAUGGAACUUCUUGCCAAGGUAGACUUAGAUUUGCAGAUAGCAGUGGUGCAGACUGCCUACGCCAAUGGAAGCUCAACAAGAUACAUAGAAGAAGUUAUGAAGGUUCCCGUUCACUGUGUGAGUACAGGGGUGAAGCAUUUACAUCAUAAAGCCCAGGAGUUUGAUGUUGGUGUUUAUUUUGAAGCCAAUGGCCAUGGCACAGUACUUUUCAGUAAGGAAGCUGAGAAGAAGAUCAGAAGGAUGGUCCUGGAUGAGAAGCAAUCAAAAGAGAAAUGCGAUGCAGCUAAAAUGCUUGCAAACACUAUUGAUCUGAUCAACCAGACGGUGGGUGACGCCAUAUCAGACAUGCUGAUAAUCGAGGCCAUCCUUUCAAUCAAAGGUUUCACUGUGCAGCAAUGGAAUUCCAUUUACACUGACCUCCCCAACAGGCAACUCAAAGUCAAGGUGGUCAAUCGGCAAGUGAUCAGCACAGUUAACGCUGGGAGACGUGCAGUGACUCCCCCGGGGCUCCAGGAACAGCUCGAUAUUCUGGUGAAGAAGUACAAGUUGUCACGGGCUUUUGUUCGUCCAUCAGGCACAGAAGACGUGGUGCGGGUGUACGCUGAAGCAGACACCCAGAGCAAUGCAGAUACACUGGCACACAAGGUCAGCUGCCUUGUUUACGAGUUAGCUGGAGGUGUCGGAGAGAAACCGAAGCCACUGCAUUGAACAAAUAGAGAUCAAAACAUUAGCAAGUAUGUCAACAUUUGCAAAACCAGGUGCCUUACUUUACAAUAACACUACAUCGACUGGUAUCAGCACAGCUGGAAUUUCAGUAACCCUUCACACCUCAAUGUACAGAUUCCAUUAGAACAAAUGGUGGCCAUUUGUACGCUCUAAUCAGAAUUACUCACUGGAAAUCCUGACAAAGCAAAAGUUAAGUUUGAAAUAUUUGCCUGGAUAGGGUUAGAAUUUAGGAAAAGUACCCCCACAAGAGCUGCAGAAAUGAGGCAUUUGCAGCCUUUUGUUAUUAUUUAGAUUCCAGCCCAGCUCACUCCCACUUCUGAGCCAGAAGGUUGUGGGUUCAAGUCCCGUUAGGAUUUUGAAGUCACAUUCCAACAGAGUGCUGCAGUGCACUGCAUUGUCGGGAGGCGCUGUCCUUCAGAUUAGAUAUUAAACUGAGAUCCCUUCUGCCUGUUCAGGUGGAUGUUAAAGAUCUCGCGACACUACUUGGAAAGAGGAGGGACUUUCUUCCAGAUUAAAUUGUUCACUAUUGUCUGUUUGUGGGAUAUUGCGGUGUGCCUAUUGGCUAUCGCAUUGGCCUACAAAAUACACAGUCACUGCAUUUUACAGUAAAAUCCAGUGA